CAUCCACAGAGACAAGACUUUAACGAUGAACGACUCUUCCAAGAAAGAAGGUGACAGUCUGAUUCCUGCAGAUGAAAAGCCAGAGCUGAGGAUCAUCCUGCUUGGGAAGGUCAGAGUUGGGAAGAGUUUUUCAGGAAACACCAUCCUGGGCAAUGACCUAUUCCACUCAAAGCCCGGUCUAUCUCCUGUCACAGAGAAGUGCCAGAAGGAAAAGAGGAAAAUUAACAACCAAAAUGUAGUUGUUGUUGAUACUCCUGGUCUGUUAAGCAUUGACCAAACAGAAGAGGAGAUUAUGAGAAAGAUCAAGAAAUCCAUCAAACUUGCCAAACCUGGUCCUCAUGUGUUCCUGAUUGUGCUGAGUGUGAGAGAUAAAUACACAAAGAAAGUAGAAGACAUGGUGAAAAGCAUUUGCGAUACUUUUGGCAAAAACACAAUGGAUUACACUAUGGUGUUGUUCACCCGUGGAGAAGAGCUGAAAGGUACCAUAGAGGACUUUAUUCGUCGCAAUGAAAAUCUCCACGAGCUAAUCAAUAAGUGUGAUUAUGGAUACCAUCUUCUUGACAAUCAUCCCGAAAAGGUCCCUGAGCUACUGAAGAAGAUCAACGAUAAGGUUCAGGCAGAAGAAGGAAGCUACUACACCGCUGAGAUGCUCCAAGAGGCUGAAACUGCCUUACAACAGACGGUCCACUGAAAACCUCCAAUGGACAUUGAAAUGAAAACGGAGCCUUGAUGGAGUCGUGGUGCAGCCUGAUCCUGUAGACAUAAUGUGUUACUGUUCUGAUUUCAUAUGAUAAUGACAUAAAAUAUGAUCUUGUUGUUAUUCCUUGUGUCUGAUUUUCAAAAUACUUAAUACUUCAACCAAAAAUAAAGACCUGUAACCCUCCA
This is a messenger RNA of Perca fluviatilis (European perch), 885 nucleotides long. RefSeq names its product GTPase IMAP family member 7-like. The record is from RefSeq and is a predicted model, not a curated record. The transcript is spliced from 3 exons. NCBI's taxonomy places the organism in Eukaryota, Metazoa, Chordata, Actinopteri, Perciformes, Percidae. Gene Ontology annotation, molecular function: GTP binding. The coding region runs from base 26 to 691 and encodes 221 amino acids.